Messenger RNA from Heterocephalus glaber (naked mole-rat), 4640 nucleotides. The record is from RefSeq and is a predicted model, not a curated record. Lineage: Eukaryota; Metazoa; Chordata; Mammalia; Rodentia; Bathyergidae.
CCAGGCGCAGCCCCUGGGACGCCACCCGCCUUUGUUUCCUGCCGCGAGGCGCGGGCGGGGUCGGCUCGCAGGGAGCCGCAGCGGGUGAAGGGGGGCCGAGGCUGCUGCGCUUUUUCUAUUUACAAGUUUCCCGAACUCCCCACCCUUGCUCCACCCCCUGGUGGCUGGGAGGCGGGGAAGCCCAGCGCCGGGACUGCAGGUUCCCCCUGGGCAGCAGCGCCGCCGGGAGCUGCUGGUGGGGUCGAGCUGCGCCCCAGGUGCGGACCCCACCGGGUCGACCCCUGGUUGACCCCGAGCGCCGCUGCCGAGGGUGCCGGGGGCCGGGCUCCGGUGCUCGGCUCCCCGCCCCAGGGCUCGCGUGGCUCCCGGCCCUGCGGUACAUCUGCCCCAUUCUUCUCUGAAGAGACUCGCUUCCCCUGCUUCUGGUGCACAGAGGAAGGAGGCUGCUGCAGUGAUAUGUGCUUCAGUUCCCGGGAGUCUAGAACACAGUGUGUCCGACCAGCUGCUUCAAAUCCAAAUGCCAGGAAGACAAAAUCUGAUUCCGUUUGAGUUUUGUGAAGCAAGAUGAUCCUGAACCAAAGAGGAGAAGCAGUCACCUAGUGUCAGUGAAUGCUGAUUUAAUCUGACCAAAAGUCUCUCUCCUGUUUUCAGAGACACCCUGGAUAGAAAAGGAACAACACAUUAUUUCACCUUCAAACCAUCUUAGACUAAAAAACUUUCUACCGUGCUGCAAAAGUUUGGAGAUGGACAAUUUUUCCCUCCCUCUCAUUUGAAAGGAAUUGAAGAAGAAAUAAAAUGGCAGAUGUUUAAGGUUAAUAUUCAGGAUGAAUGAUGAUAAUUUAGGUGAUAAGACAGAAGAUGAAUUACAUUCCUUUUUUGUCAGUGAUAAAAAUGGAAACACAUAUACAUACAACCAAGUAUCACCAUCUACACAAAACUCAACUAGUCAUGUGAAUUGGAGUUCUGGCAACCCAGAUGACAUGGUAAUUGAUUAUGAAAUGGACCCUGCUGUAGACAGUGAUGAAAGUAUUUCUUUAAGCCCUCAGUGUGUUGAAGUACUGGAUCACCAAAAGUCUUCAAGUGCUUUCAUUAGUCAGCAGAUGUUAGACAAGCAUAAAGAUCCCACGUGUCAGUCUUCUUCUGCACUUGUAAAUACAGAGGAGCCUGAGUAUCUGCAUAGCAAUUGUCAUUCCCUAGAAGCAGUUCAGGACCAGAAUGUUGAGCCAUCUCUGACUUUUGUGUGGAAGUCUGAUAAUGAUCUGAACUGUAUAGACUGUCCUGCCGCCUCAGAGUUAAACCAAACAUUUAACCUGAAAGCAGACAAAGUUAACUGCACCUUUAUAACACACCGUGUCUUUGAAAACAGUCAGUCUUUGCAUACCCCUGGAGAUCUGCAACCAGCCAGUGUGAGAAGUGGAAAUACACCUCCUUCAUCCUGUUCCACUUGGACAUUAUCCAAUUCUGAUAAGAUGCAUGUAAGAGAAAUUAGUUAUAAUAGAGAAAGCUUUGAAAACCCUCAAGGCACAGGGUCAGAGGCCCACAACACAAGUUACACAGCAUUUUCUGAUCAUGUGAUGCAUACUGAUAUUGUUCCAGAUAUUAGAAAUCAGUGUCAAUAUUCUUCAGGAAAGGUUGCCAGUGACUACACAGAUGGGUCACAGCAAAGACUAGUUGGAGAAAAAGAGAUACAAGCUCUAACACCAGUUUCUGAUGGCAUGGAAGUCCCCAGUGGGUCUGUAUUACAAGAGCUCUAUUGUUUAUCUAAAGAUGAACUGAAUAGUGAAACACAUUCACAAAGCUCAUAUGGUCCAAAGGAAAUGGGCCAAAAUCUAAGAGAGACAGUGUCUGAUUGUCUUAUUGAUGAUGAAUGCCCUUUACUAGUUCCAGCUUUUGAAAAAAGUAAAGCUGAAGUGCUGGACUCAGAGCAUAAUAUCACUGUGACUGAAGAUCCAAAAAUUGCUUCUAAUGAGAAGGAUUUGGCAACCCAAAAUAAUACUGUAGAAUUGACACAAAGUUGUUCACCAGGACAAAAGACAGUUUCAUUAUUUGAAAUGUCUUGGGAUGCAAAUGAAAUGAUUAUUAGCACAAAUAACACAGCUUGCAUGUCAACACCAAUCGUAGAACCCACAGAUGUGAGCUUUACUUUUUCGCCAAUCCAGUCAACAGAGAGCUGUAAUAAAGUGGAGAAGAGUAAUCGAGAGCCUAAAAAUUUACCCAACUUGAAGGGGACACCUAUGAGCUUAUCUAAGGCUAAUCUGGGAAAAUCAGCAACUAAAACAAAUACCCCUAUAGGCACCAAGUUUAGAAAAACUGAAAUUAUAAGUUACCCAAGACCAAACUUCAAGAAUGUCAAAGCGAAAGUUGUGUCUAGACCAGUGUUGCAGCCCAAAGACCCUGCUUUAUCUAAGGUCACACCCAAGCCUCAGUUGACCAGCUCAGCCACCUCACCCUCAGCAGUGUCUUCCUCAAGACAGUUGACAGCUUUGAGCAAAACACCAAGAUCUGACUUGAAUGCAGACACAAAAGCAGAAAUCCUAAUUAACAAGACUCAUAAGCAGCAGUUUAACAAGCUCAUUACUAGCCAGGCAGUGCAUGUUACAACUCAUUCUAAAAAUGCUUCACACAGGGUUCCAAGAACAACAUCUGCCAUGAAAUCAAAUCAGGAAGAUGUUGACAAAACAAGUUCUCGUUCAGUAUGUGAGACUGGGUCUGUAGCUGCAUUUUUUCAGAAGAUCAAAGGCAUACUCCCUGUUAAAAUGGAAAGUACAGAAUGUUUGGGAAUGACGUAUGCUUCUAACAUUAAUAGGACCCACCCUGAAAAGAAGGGUGAAAAAGAAAAUGAAAUACCUAUGGAAAAACAAGAGCUGAAAAAGGAAGUUAUGAAUGAAACCUUUGAAUAUGGUUCUCUGUUUUUGGAUUCUGCUUCAAAAACUACCACCACCUCAGGUAGGAGUAUAUCCAAGCCUGACUCUUGCAGUUUGCGGAAAACGUGUCCAAAAGCCAAAGUGGGGCCUAUUGCUUCCUGUCUGAGGCGGAACAGUGACACUAGAAAACUCAGUUCUGAUCGAGCCUUAUCUCCUCAGAGAAUCAGGCGUUUGUCCAGCUCUGGAAAAGCUACAUCCUUGAAAAGUGCACAGCCAUCUUGGAUGAAUUUGCCUAGACCACUUCCUAAGUCCAGUGCAUCUUUGAGAAGUUCAGCGCUACGGAGAACAGGAAGCACCCUGUCGAUUGGCAGCACCCACAGUGAUCUGAGCACCUACAGCAGUAAUUCUGGUAAUGCUGCUGUCAUCAAGUAUGAGGAGAAGCCCCCAAAACCGGCAUUUCAGAAUGGCUCAGGAUCCUUAUGUUUGAAGACUUUGGUACCCAGAGCUCAUGUACACUUACUAAAAACUCCUACAAAAGGUUCUUCAAGGAAAAAUCUCUUCACACCUUUUAAUGCAGUUGAAAAGGGCAAGCAAAAGAAUCCCAGGAGUCUAUGCAUCCAGACACAGACGUCUCCAGAUGUGCUGUCCUCUGAAAAAGCACUUGAAUUGGCUCAGUAUAAAACGAAAUGUGAGAGCCAAAGUGGAUUUAUCCAGCAUCUCAAGCACCUUGUUUCCCUUGGCAAUAUCAAGCUGGAAGCAUUAACAGUUGUGAUCCAGCACCUACUGUCUGAGCGGGAGGAAGCCCUGAAACAACACAAAACCCUAUCUCAAGAACUCGUUAACCUCCAGGGAGAGCUAGAAAAACCCUGAGAUCAUGUAUCUGGAGCAAGAACUAGAAAGCCUGAAAGCUGUGUUAGAGAUCAAGAAUGAGAAACUGCAUCAGCAGGAUGUCAAGUUGAUGAAAAUGGAAAAACUGCCUUUCUUUAGAAAGGUAGCAGCAUAGCCAGCUGACAAGUGGAAAAUGUGGCUUGACAACUCUCCAAGUUACAUUUGAACUUUUUAGAACUUCCCUUAUCCACCCCCAGCUCAAAACUUUGUGGAAGGUGGUAGGACAACUGUGGCUUUUCCUCCCAUCCCUCCCUGCAUGUCAAUCUUGUGAUGUGUCAGUAUUUACUAAUCUGCAUUGGAUGGCUGUGCAAAUAGCCCCUAUAGUAAGAACAGAUUAGGAAACUAGAGGUGGGUAUUUGAGUCAUCAGCUACAUGUACAAUACAAUACAUGGCCAAUUGAUAUUCAUCAUGCAUGUUUAUUUUAAAUAGUGAUUGUGUUUGAGGUCUUUAACCUCCAAGAGUUUAUUAUGUAUGUAACUUCCAUGUUUGCUUCCGAUAAGUGGGUCAUAGAUUCACUGCCCGCUCCUGGAAUAUCUCUGCUCCCACUUCUAUGUUGUUCUCAAUGACACUGGCCAAAGUUGGGUUUGCCAUUCAUCCCCUAUGCAUUGUAAUCUCAUGCUAUUCCCUGCUAUCCUCCAUAUUGUUUAGGUGUCUUGGAAAUCUUACAGCAAUUAACAAAAAUGUUCUCAGAGGAUGGGAGACAACAGGAGAGAAUAUAGGAAAUAGAGAAUUUUUGAGAUUUGUUUAAACCAAAUGUUUCACACAGGAUGCAAAAUGUUGGCACGUCAUCAAAAUAGAUGUGUAAACAGUGGUAGCUGUGCUGUUUGUAGUGAUGGAAAAUUUUUUAUUUUGAUCAAAUAAAUAAUGCUGGAAUAUCCAAUAUAAGAA